AUGGCCCAGCAAGAUCAAAAAUUCGAUGUCGAUAAGGUGGCGGCUAAUGUAGGACUCUCCAAAUGGCACUUUUGUCGAGUUUUCAAGAAUUACACAGGGUAUACGCCCCGGAAGUUCUAUCUACAAAGUAGAGGAGGUAAAAUAACUCCACAGCCAUUGCCAUUGAUACGAACGAAAAAGUUUUUGCAGCAGAAGAAGCGAGAGAAGAUUCACGAGCAGAUUGAAAGUCUCUUGAGAAGCUUGCCUGAUAGUUUGUUUAAUUCAGAAAAUGAGGGAGGUGACUUGGUUGUUGGGGGCGAUAAGGCAAUUGUGGAUGAUAAGUUUGGGGGAGUUAAUAUGAUUGGGAAGUUUGGGGGAAGUUUGGAGGAGAUGAAGCGUUUGCAGGGGAUACUACGUUUGGGGGAGAUGAUAUAUUUGGGGGAGAUAAUACGCUUGGAGGACACCACAAGGAUCAGACAUUUGCAGGCGAGGAUACAUUUGGAGGUGAUACAUUGGGGGGCCAGAUAUUCGGAGGACUACGUGGGGGAGCAGGGCACACAAGGAGUAUACAAACCGACACUCCGACCCCGACAAGCAAUAAAGACUCAAGCCGGAUAUUAA
Molecule: messenger RNA, 600 nt
Organism: Sungouiella intermedia
Lineage: Eukaryota; Fungi; Ascomycota; Pichiomycetes; Serinales; Metschnikowiaceae
Source: the annotation of a GenBank genome assembly